UUUUAAAUGGAACAAAAUCCUUGGGAGAACGCUACCGAUACUUUAUUUACCGCUACUUCUGAUCCUAAAGCUGCUGAAGAGGCACAGAAAAAGCCAAAGAAGGCCAACAAGGGAAAGAAAGGAGUUAAGAAUGGAAAGAAGUCUGCUAAAGCUCAGAACACUAAAAAUACUAGAACUUCACAUGAAGAGUCCAAAGAUGUUGAGAUGAAGGAAGAGACAAAGACUUCAACCACACCUGCAUCCGUUUCUGUUGUAUCAAAAUCAAGCAGGCGCAGUACCGAAGAAGGAUUCACUGGGAGUCCAGACAACUGGUUCAACAAUGAUUCUUUUAAAAAGGGCCUCAUCGCUGACUUCACCCAUAAAGAAGGAGGAGAUUACUACUUUGAGUCUUACUCAAACUUCUACAUCCAUGAGGAAAUGCUUAAAGACAAAGUAAGGACAGAGAGCUACAGAAAUGCUAUUGAGAGCAACCCAGAAGCAUUCAAAGACAAGGUGGUCCUUGACAUUGGCUGCGGUACUGGUGUUCUUAGUAUUUUCGCAGCAAGAGCAGGAGCCAAGCACGUAUAUGGAAUUGAUAACGCAGAUAUUGUACAUUACGCAAGAGAGAUUGUCAAGAAGAAUGGAUUUGAAAGCCAAAUCACCAUUAUUCAAGGUAAAGUUGAGGAGAUCAGCCUACCAGUAGAGAAGGUUGACAUUAUUGUAUCAGAGUGGAUGGGAUAUUUCUUAAUCUACGAAUCUAUGAUGGACACUGUGUUGUUUGCCAGAGACAAAUGGCUAAGGAAAGGAGGUCUCAUCCUUCCAGAUAAAUGAACUAUGAAAGUCGCAGCUAUCGAAGAUGGGGAUUAUAAAGAUAAGAAGCUCCAUUUCUGGGACAAUGUAUAUGGCAUUGAUAUGUCAUGCCUCUCCCCAGCCUCAUUUGUUGAGCCUUGUGUUGAUACUGUUAACCACGAGUGAAUACCUUCCACUGUAGAUACUUUCAUGGAGUUCGAUUUAAACACUGUGCAAGUUAAGGAUCUUGAAUUCUCUUCUAAGUACUCGGUAAAAAUGAAGCGAGAAGAUUCUAUCCAUGGUAUCGUCACCUGGUUCGAUAUUGUCUUUGGUGGAAUGAAGAAUGAAGUCAGAUUUAGUACAGGUCCUUUCGCAGAGUAUACUCAUUGGAAGCAAACCGUAUUUUACUUUGAUGGUUCUUACGAUGUUGGCGUUGGAGAUAUUCUAGAGGGUUCUAUUGCUUGCAAGAAGUCAAGUGAGAACUUCAGAGCAUGUGACUUGAAGGUCUCAUAUCAUUACAUUCCUCCUCCAAACUGUGGAGUAGACAGUCAUUGCCAAACCUUGCAGUAUAAGCUUAGAUAA
Molecule: messenger RNA, 1350 nt
Organism: Moneuplotes crassus
Lineage: Eukaryota; Ciliophora; Spirotrichea; Euplotida; Euplotidae
Source: the annotation of a GenBank genome assembly